AUGAAGCCUCCUCUUGGCCUGAUACUUUCUUCUUCUAUGCCUACUUCUGCACCAUUGGUGUGCAAGUUAAGAAAGUCUCUCUAUGGUCUCAAGCAGACCUCCAGACAGUGGUUUUCCAAGCUGUCUGAUGCAUUAUCCCUUCAUGACUAUUCCUCAAGUAAGAAUGACUAUUUUUUAUUCACCAAAAGGGUUGAUGGAUCUCUUACUGUCUUAGCUGUUUAUGUUGAUGAUAUCCUACUUGCUGGGGAUGAUAUAUUUGAGUUGGAUGAGUUGAAAUUGUUUCUGGACACUCAAUUCAAGAUCAAAGAUCUUGUUUUAGUCCAUUACUUUCUGUUUUCCCCUCUAUUUGCUCCUCUUGAUACUUCUCUGAAGCUUACUAAUGAUAUGGGGGCCCCACUCACUGACCCCUCCACUUUUUGUCGCCUUAUUGGCAAGCUAAAUUUUCUUCAGCACACGAGGCCUGGCAUUUCUUAUGUUGUUCAACAUUUGAGUCAGUUCUUACAUGCUCCUCAAGUUCCUCACCUUAUGGAUGGUAUUCAUGUCUUGCGAUAUUUGCUUAAUGCUCCUGCUUUGGGUUUUUUGUUUAAUAAUUCUUUGGACUACUCUAUGUUGGCUUACUCUGACUUUGAUUGGGAUGCAUGUGCUGAUUCCCGCCACUCAGUCAUUGGUUUCUUCAUUACUUUGGGUGGCUCUCCUAUAUCUUGGAAGAGCAAGAAGCAGCCUACGAUUGCUCUUUCAUCUGCUGAGGCUGAAUACCGUGCACUUCACAAAGUUGUGGCUGCAUUGUCAUGGCUGGCCCUGCUCAUCAUAGCAUACCCAGUAAGCUUGGAGUGCUCAUCACACCCUCCAACUGGAGGAGGUGUUGGAGUUACGUAG
This is a messenger RNA of Capsicum annuum, 876 nucleotides long. RefSeq names its product retrovirus-related Pol polyprotein from transposon RE1. The transcript is spliced from 3 exons. Bases 1 to 876 code for a protein of 291 amino acids. Lineage: Eukaryota; Viridiplantae; Streptophyta; Magnoliopsida; Solanales; Solanaceae. The record is from RefSeq and is a predicted model, not a curated record.